Messenger RNA from Gadus chalcogrammus (walleye pollock), 2109 nucleotides. RefSeq names its product interleukin-17 receptor D. The transcript is spliced from 13 exons. Lineage: Eukaryota; Metazoa; Chordata; Actinopteri; Gadiformes; Gadidae. Bases 265 to 2109 code for a protein of 614 amino acids. Gene Ontology annotation, molecular function: interleukin-17 receptor activity; protein binding. The record is from RefSeq and is a predicted model, not a curated record.
CCUAAGGUCACCACUCCCCUCGUCCCACGAUGCCUCCUCCUCCUGCAGUCUGUCUCUCUCGCUCUCACGCAAACCUCAGAGGCACCGGAAUUCCUGCUGCUGCUUCUGCCGCUGCCGCUGCCGUCCGAGCGCUCGCGCUCCCGCGAGGUCGCCCCGCAGGGUCAAGUGGACCGUCGUCCCCACACGUAUGGCGAGAAGGAGUGUGGCCGACUGCUUUGUUUGUUUUCGUUUCGAACGGGUCCCGGGGAUACAAAACGCCUCGGGAUGUGUGUGUGUGACGGAGAGCGGCGCGCUGGGUGCCCCCCGAGCAUGUGGACUCUGGCGCUUGUUCUGAUGGUUGGACGGCCGCUCUGGGCGCCAGAGGUUCUGGCCGCCGCCGCCGCUGUUGCCAUGGCGCCCCAGAACUGCAGCCUGUCGUGUGUGCAACAGGGAGGAGACGGCUGCGAGUACUGCCGGAUCACACAGGCAGAUGUGGAGAAAACGCUGGGCGCCCCGCACCGUGCAGUGUUUGGAAGUUGUAUCCCCUGGCAGUGCGCUGAGGUGUUCGGGCAGGAGGAGUGCCAGCACUACGUCCAUGGCCCCAAGGACUUGAAGGUGGAGCUGUUGCCCGACAGCUCUGAAACGGACAGCGCCGUGGUCUCCUGGAAGCCCAGCUAUUACGGGAUUGCAUUCCUGCGAGGCUUCGAGGUGUCCCUGCAGGUCCUCGGGGGGACCCAGAUCACCUGUCAGCUCUUCCUCUUCAGACACAACCUCUCUCUCACGGCCUCCCAUGCCCAACUGGAAUACACCUCAGACCCUUUCCCCGGGCUGACCCUGGGGGCCCAGUACGCAGUCACCGUCAUGGCUAUCCCUGCCCCAGAGAAAUGGGAUAAGUUCUUCUACACCAAGAUCUUCUCCACUAACACGUGCGCUAAGAAGCAUGGAAUCGACCGCUGCAAAAAAGACUGGUACCCUGAACAGAUCGCGCUGAAGCAACAGAGGGCGGAGGUCACCGUGACCUUCAACCUGGCCCCGCCCACCCUGGGCGUCAGGAAGUACUUCUCCUGGUGCUACGGGCCCACAGGAAAGACUUACAUGGGCAUCACACCUGAUUUCUCUAAAAACAAAACUCAUUGCAGUUUCCUCCUAGAGGGCCUGAAAGAAGGAACUAACUACACCUGUGAGAUUGCCGCGGAUGAGGUGGAUGCGGUGAGGGCCUCCUUUGACUUCCAGGUUGCGCCGGGGGAGCGAGACACAGCAGCAGGUGGGACAGGCCCCCGGCCCCUGGCUCUGGUCCUGCCGCUGGCCCUGUCUCUGGGGGUCCUGGCUGCCAUCCUGCUGCUCUUCUUCUGCCGGAGGCCCACCCUGUGGAAGAAGAAGGCGGAUCUGAAGCCAGAUGUUGUUAUUGUGGAACGACAUCAAGACAAGACCGCACAGGAGGAAGUCGCCUUGUUGCCAGAGGGAGGUGUGACUCCGCCCCGCCUUCUGAUUUGCUACUGUGGCAAGGAUGGCCCCGCCCACGUCAGAGCUGUCAUGCAGCUUGGGGCUUUCGUGCAGCAACACAUGGCCACUAAGGUGUGUCUGGACCUUUGGGACACUCUCAACCUGGCAGAGGAAGGCUCCAUCGGCUGGCUGUGCAGGCAGCUCCAGGAGAGCGACUUCGUCAUGGUGCUCUGCUCCAGGGGCCUCCACCACCGUCCCCUGGCUCCCAGCCGCAGCAACGACGGGAACGACAACAAAGAGGAGGAGGAGGAGGAGGAGGAGGAGGGGGGGGAGGAGGAGCGAGGGCUGAUCUGCCAGGCGGCCGUGGCCCUCAUCGGGGAGGAGGUGGGCCGAGCCCGGGCCCGCGGCAGAGACCUGUCCAAGUACAUGGCGGCCAUCUUCCCGCACUCGGAGGAGACGGACAUCCCCCUGGAGCUCGGCCUGGUGGCCCGCUACCGCCUGCCGGGCGACCUGCCCCUGCUCUUCUCCCACCUGCACGGGGUCGCCCUGCACGCGCCCGGCCGCUACCUGGAGGUGGAGCACCUGUCCCGCGAUGGGCUGGCCCGGGUCCCGUCCGGGGCCGCCCUGCUGCGGGCCAUCGCGGAGGCCGGGUUGGCGGGAGAGGCGGCGACGGCGAGGGCAUUUUAA